Molecule: messenger RNA, 356 nt
Organism: Leptinotarsa decemlineata (Colorado potato beetle)
Lineage: Eukaryota; Metazoa; Arthropoda; Insecta; Coleoptera; Chrysomelidae
Gene: Hr39
Product: Nuclear hormone receptor FTZ-F1 beta
Biological process (GO): regulation of DNA-templated transcription
Molecular function (GO): nuclear receptor activity; zinc ion binding; sequence-specific DNA binding
Source: RefSeq, a predicted model, not a curated record
AUGCUUCAGAUUAGUAGCAACCAGGUGCAGAAAAACACUUCUGAGUUGAAGGAGGCUGAGAGGGUAAGGGUUUCACAAGAAAAAGCUUUGAAAGCUCUUCAGGAUUACACUUUGUCACAUUAUCCUGAAAGUCCUUCCAAAUUUGGAGAAUUGCUUCUAAGGAUUCCCGAGUUGCAGCGAACUUGCCAAGUGGGAAAAGAAAUGUUAACCAUCAAAUCGAAAGAUGGCGAAGGACCUAGUUUCAACCUCCUAAUGGAACUCCUUAGAGGAGACCACUGAAAUGUGCCUUAUAGCUUUGGUGGUGGGCUCAUAUACUACAGACAGUAUUGCUUAAUUACUUUUCUUUAGCUUUAAGU